CUAAUCUCCUUGGAUCUUUAAAACCCCAUUUACAGAGGAUGCUGUUACAACAACACACUUAUUUGUUUUAGUUUUAUGUGCUUCACUGUUUGCUCUUUCUGGCACACCAAUUCAUUUUCCAGCAGAGACCAUUGUGAGAUCGUAGGCUGGGAGGAUGACAGCUCAAUUGUAUUGCCUGUUUGGUUCUGUUUUAUUGUGUCUGUUUGGAAGCUUGAACAUAACCGAUGCUACUCUAGAUUUGAGCCAUAUUGCCAAGCUGGUGAAGCUGACGGACUUGCUGUCCCAUCAAAGAUGUUCUUCUGAUCGUCGUGUUUCCAUGAAACCAGGUCAAUGUCCUGACCCAAAGAACAUUCCACUGUCUGCUAAAAACUGUGUCCAUGAUGGCCAGUGUCCUGGCACACAGAAAUGUUGCCCAACCACCAGUGGCCAUGGAUGCAGUGAACCAAGCGGCCAGGGAAGCUGUCAGAGUGCGGGCCAGGGAAGUGGCCAGGGCGCCGGCCAAGGUCAGGGAAGCGGACAGGGUGCUGGUCUGGGAAGCGGACAGGGUGCCGGUCAGGGUCAGGGAAGCGGCCAGGGUCAGGGAAGCGGCCAGGGAAGCGGCCAGGGCGCCGGCCAGGGAAGCGGCCAGGGCGCCGGCCAGGGAAGCGGCCAGGGCGCCGGCCAGGGAAGCGGCCAGGGCGCCGGCCAGGGAAGCGGCCAGGGCGCCGGCCAGGGCGCCGGCCAGGGCGCCGGCCAGGGUCAGGGAAGCGGCCAGGGUGCCGGCCAAGGUCAGGGAAGCGGCCAGGGCGCCGGCCAGGGAAGCGGCCAGGGCGCCGGACAGGGUAAGGGAAGCGGCCAGGGCGUCGGACAGGGUAAGGGCAGCGGACAGGGUGCCGGCCAGGGAAGCGGCCAGGGCCAGGGAAGCGGCCAGGGCGCCGGACAGGGUAAGGGAAGCGGCCAGGGCGCCGGACAGGGUAAGGGCAGCGGACAGGGCAGCGGACAGGGUGCCGGACAGGGCAGCGGACAGGGCAGCGGACAGGGUAAGGGAAGCGGACAGGGAAGCGGACAGGGUGCCGGCCAAGGUCAGGGAAGCGGACAGGGUGCCGGUCAGGGUCAGGGAAGCGGCCAGGGCGCCGGCCAGGGAAGCGGCCAGGGCGGAUCUGGUAGUGGACAGGGAGUUGGUCAGGGAAGCGGCUAUGGCCAGGGAACUGGUAGUGGACAGGGAGUUGGUCAGGGAAGCGGCUAUGGCCAGGGAACUGGUAGUGGACAGGGAGUUGGUCAGGGAAGCGGCUACGGUCAGGGAAGCGGCUAUGGCCAGGGAUCUGGUAGUGGACAGGGAGUUGGUCAGGGAAGCGGCUAUGGCCAGGGAACUGGUAGUGGCCAGGGAGCUGGUCAGGGAAGUGGCUACGGUCAGGGAAGCGGCUACGGCCAGGGAUCUGGUAGUGGACAGGGAGUUGGUCAGGGAAUUCUGGCAUCAGUGCUUUGUGUAAGUUCCUCUCCAUGA
Messenger RNA from Carassius carassius (crucian carp), 1483 nucleotides. RefSeq names its product fibroin heavy chain-like. The record is from RefSeq and is a predicted model, not a curated record. Lineage: Eukaryota; Metazoa; Chordata; Actinopteri; Cypriniformes; Cyprinidae. Gene Ontology annotation, cellular component: extracellular region. The coding region runs from base 155 to 1483 and encodes 442 amino acids. The transcript has 6 exons. Gene Ontology annotation, molecular function: peptidase inhibitor activity.